This is a messenger RNA of Poecilia latipinna (sailfin molly), 4341 nucleotides long. It is a transcript of the gene kcnh7b, whose product is annotated as potassium voltage-gated channel subfamily H member 7. The record is from RefSeq and is a predicted model, not a curated record. Lineage: Eukaryota; Metazoa; Chordata; Actinopteri; Cyprinodontiformes; Poeciliidae. Gene Ontology annotation, biological process: potassium ion transmembrane transport; regulation of membrane potential. The coding region runs from base 576 to 4070 and encodes 1164 amino acids. The transcript is spliced from 15 exons. Gene Ontology annotation, cellular component: plasma membrane. Gene Ontology annotation, molecular function: inward rectifier potassium channel activity.
UCGGAAAGAGGUCUGUCACAUUCACUCUCCACUACAAGUCUGAGUAGGAAGAAAGUGGUGGUGAAGGUUAUUUUAAGCGCAAAGUCUCUCCUUCAACAAUAUGCAGCUGCGGCAGGUUGUGAAACAGUACCCCAGGCAUAGCAGCCUAAGCCCAGUGGGAACAGCGUCACUCCUCCUGGCAUAUUAACCAGCGUCCACUGUAAGCGCCAAACACACCGCGACGGAGGACGUCAGGCUCGCAUCCCGUCCUCAGAGCGAAAUGCUCCGCGUACCGGAUCUCACUCACGCUAUCCUCCCGGAUUCCGUCCGGCGUUUCGGCGAGGGGACAUUCACACGCAGAGGCAUACAAGCGGGAUAAAGAACUCAUCGAUGAAGUAGGGAGGUUAAAUUCAGAAAAAAGCCACAAAAAAAAAGUGGAAAGACCUAUCACUCACCGCCCCCCGUCUGUACGUAGAGGAUGCAAGAGGAGUCAGCACAAAGACGCAACAUCUGCAACUUCUGGAUUUACUUGUAAAGACGAUUUUUUUUUUUUUUUUUUUUUUUUUUUUUUGGAGGUCGCGGAAUUGUAAGUAAACAUGCCUGUGAGAAGAGGUCACGUUGCGCCACAAAACACGUUCCUUGGAUUAAUCAUCCGGAAAUUCGAGGGUCAGAAUCGCAAAUUUGUCAUAGCCAAUGCGAGGGUGGAGAACUGUGCGAUUAUAUACUGUAACGAUGGUUUCUGUGAGAUGACGGGCUUCUCAAGACCAGACAUCAUGCAGAAGCCCUGUACCUGUGACUUUCUCCAUGGGGACCUCACCGACAAGGAGGCGAUCAACCAGGUGGCGCAGGCUGUGCUUGGCUCCGAAGAGCGCAAGGUGGAGAUCACCUACCACCGGAAGGAUGGGUCUGACUUUCAGUGUACUACUCACAUAAUCCCAGUCAAGAAUGAAGAAGGAGUUGUGAUGAUGUUUAUUUUAAAUUUUGAUUACGUUGUGGAUGAAGGAAGUGACCACUCCACAGAGAACAUAAGCCCUGCAUCCCCUACAAAGUCAGAUCAAAGAAGGAGCAGAUUCUUUCGCUUCCGUCAGGUCGCCUUGAGCCUGAUGAAUACCAACAAGCAAUCUCUUCCACAAGAGGACCCAGACGCCGUAAUGGUGGAUUCUCCCAAAGAAGAUGAGGACUCGGUGGCAUUGGAGAGCUUUCCUUCACCCACAAAGAGCAUUUGCAGUCCUACUGAGGCCAAUGACACGCGUGCCCUCAUAAGUUCUAGCCACCACUCUUCCCAGGCUAGCAUCGGCCCUGAACCACUUGAUCAUUCAUCCCUCAAGGUCCCGUGGGACAAGCUGUACCAGACAGAGCCUCACCAGUCCUCCACCUCCCUGUCAAACACCUUCCCCAGAGGCAGCACCGGCAGCAUGAGGAGAGCCUCAUCCAUCCAUGAAAUUGAGGGUUAUAGCUCCAAUUCAAAAAGUGUAUUCAGGGACCGACAUACAAGUGAAGGCCCUUUCAACCAUGUGAAGUCCAGUCUGCUCGGCUCUACCUCUGAUUCAAACAUCAACAAGUACAGCACCAUCAACAAGAUCCCGCUGAUUGCACUCAACUUCACAGAGGGCACUGAUAAGAAAGCUCAUUCUCCCCCAACCUCAGAGAAAGCCAUCAUAGCACCAAAAGUCAAAGACAGAACUCACAACGUCACAGAAAAAGUUACACAGGUUCUUUCCCUUGGAGCUGAUGUACUUCCAGAGUACAAGCUGCAGGCGCCUCGCAUUGAUAAGUUCACCAUCCUCCACUACAGCCCCUUUAAGGCAGUAUGGGACUGGCUGAUCCUGCUGCUGGUCAUCUACACAGCAAUCCUCACUCCUUACUCUGCUGCUUUCCUGCUCAAUGACCAGGAGGAGCAGAGGAGACGUGAAUGUGGCUACUCGUGCAGCCCUCUCAAUGUUGUGGAUUUGAUGGUGGACAUCAUGUUCAUUAUUGACAUCCUCAUAAACUUCAGGACCACCUACGUUAACCACAACGAGGAAGUGGUUAGCCAUCCAGCUAAGAUAGCGAUCCAUUACUUCAAAGGCUGGUUCCUCAUCGAUAUGGUUGCAGCGAUCCCCUUUGAUCUUCUGAUCUUUGGCUCGGGAUCGGAUGAGACAACCACUCUCAUUGGCCUGCUAAAGACAGCCAGGCUCCUACGAUUGGUGCGUGUCGCAAGAAAGCUGGACCGUUACUCUGAGUACGGAGCUGCUGUUCUGAUGUUGCUCAUGUGUAUCUUUGCCCUAAUUGCCCACUGGCUGGCCUGCAUAUGGUAUGCUAUCGGCAAUGUGGAGAAGCCCUACCUACAGCACAAGAUUGGCUGGCUCGACAAUUUGGCAUUGUCCAUAGGGAAGAGAUACAACUACAGCGAUCCUAACUCUGGUCCCUCCAUCAAGGACAAGUACGUCACCGCCCUUUACUUCACUUUCAGCAGUCUCACAAGUGUGGGCUUUGGGAAUGUUUCCCCCAACACCAACUCAGAGAAGAUCUUUUCCAUAUGCGUCAUGUUAAUUGGUUCCCUCAUGUAUGCCAGUAUUUUUGGAAACGUCUCUGCCAUCAUCCAGAGACUGUACUCUGGGACAGCCCGCUACCAUGCUCAAAUGUUACGGGUCAAGGAGUUUAUCCGCUUUCACCAGAUCCCAAACCCUCUCAGGCAACGGCUGGAAGAGUACUUCCAGCACUCAUGGACCUACACCAAUGGCAUCGACAUGAACACGGAGGUGUUAAAAGGUUUUCCUGAAUGCCUGCAGGCAGAUAUCUGCCUCCACCUUAACAAAAAUCUUCUAGAGAACUGUAAAGCUUUUCAAGGGGCAACCAAAGGGUGCUUGAGGGCCUUGGCCAUGCGCUUCAGAACCACUCAUGCUCCUCCUGGAGACACUCUGGUCCACAGCGGCGAUGUUCUAACGGCUCUCUACUUUCUGUCCCGUGGCUCAAUUGAGAUACUAAAGGAUGACAUUGUGGUGGCCAUUUUAGGAAAAAAUGAUAUAUUUGGAGAAAUGAUCCAUCGUUACACCACACCUGGGAAGUCCAACGCAGACGUGCGCGCUCUGUGUUACUGCGACCUGAGUACCAUUCAGAGAGAAGACCUGCUGGAGGUGCUGGAUAUGUACCCAGAAUUCUCGGACUAUUUCUUCAACAACCUGGAGCUUACCUUCAACCUCAGAGACGAUCCAACAAAGUCUCCUGGUGCCCAAGAGGAUGAUCCAGAUCCUGAUGAUAAUAGAAGCAUGAAAAGAAGAAUCUCGUUCACCCCAGAUAUACCUACAGAGGAAAACAAGGAAGCAGAUAAAGAUAUUCAAAAUGAGAGAGGCUCUAACUCCUGCCUGAAAAGGUGCUCAGUGGCCCUGGGUUCUUCCUCACUCAGUGUUCCAGUGCUGGACUCAGACCUUAUUGUGAGAGACGCCAUAGACAGAAAACCCUCUAUAGAAGAUCUCCGCUGUGAUAAAUGGGCCUGUAAGAAGCCUGAGGACUACCUGGAUGAGUCAGCACAGAUCCAGGACCUGAGAGAGGACGAUAACUCUGCCAGCGAAAUCACAUACGGCGAGGUGGAACAUCGCUUAGGUCAGCUUCAGGAGCACUUAAACAGGUUGGAGUCGCACUUGAUAUCAGAUAUUCAAACCAUCCUGCAGAUGCUGCAGAGACAGCCGACUCUAGGACCCCCCGCCUACAGCACUGUGACAGCCAGUCCAGAAUAUCAAAGAUCCGCUGUGAAGGUUCAGCCAGUUGCUCUGUCUGCAAGCCAUUUAUUCAGCCAUACAGACACUCAAGGCCCCAGCCAAAAACUGGAGAGCACCAUUCAGGAAUCCAAAGACUCAGUGUCCAGCGCGGCCGCUGUGAAUGCACCCAUAGAGGACAGCCUUACAGCAUUUUUUCAACAAAGACAUGCAGAUAUGCAUCAGCAACAACAACAACAACAACAACAAAUCCCAGCACAUCAACAGCCAGCGCUGAUCCCUCUUCCAACUCAAACCUCAUCUGCCUCCUGCUCUUCUGCGCUGCCCUCCGGCCCUGACCACACCUCAGAAAGACACCACAGACAUGUCUCAGACUUUGAGGUUCCCAGGACAUGAAUUCUCUGCAGCACCAUAUGAUAUUAUUGGAAUUAUUAUGCUGUAAUUAAUAAGUAGCACUCUUUUCUUUGUUUGUUUUAUCAGCAUGCUGGCACAGGCAUCUGCAUCUUAAAGUGGCUAUGUUAAAGAAAGGAGAAUAUAUUUCAUGGUGCAUGUGGUGAAAAUGUUCUUUUCCCCCUCUCUUUCUGUCCUUUUGGAAGAAGGAAACUAACAAGAGUUGCAUAUUUUGGCACUUUUUAAGAAAGAUAUUUAAACGUGAACUCAUUUUAUC